CCAUCGCCUUUGUGGCACCAGCAGGAAGUGUCGGAGGAGAGGUUUCAGGUACAAGCUACUGUGGCCAGAGAGCACCGGGGAUGAAGCUGGGGGCCGCCUGCCUCUUGUGCCUGAUGCUCGCCUGCCUGACCCUGCCCUUCACCCACUGCCGCAUCCGCCAGCGCUCCAUGGAAAUCAGGAAUCCUGACAUUGACCCUUCCUGGUACACAGGGCGUGGGAUUAGGCCCGUGGGGCGGUUUGGGCGGAGGCAAGCCCUGGGUGAGGGCCCCCAUCUUGGGGGGACUGGCUGGCAGCAAGCCUGUGCUCCCCACCAUCCACGCCCCCAGCCCCCUUGGGAGCAGCGGAGCCCAUGAGCA
Messenger RNA from Pogoniulus pusillus (Red-fronted tinkerbird), 356 nucleotides. It is a transcript of the gene PRLH, whose product is annotated as prolactin releasing hormone. Gene Ontology annotation, biological process: feeding behavior; response to peptide hormone; G protein-coupled receptor signaling pathway. NCBI's taxonomy places the organism in Eukaryota, Metazoa, Chordata, Aves, Piciformes, Lybiidae. The transcript has 2 exons. Gene Ontology annotation, molecular function: prolactin-releasing peptide receptor binding; neuropeptide hormone activity. The record is from RefSeq and is a predicted model, not a curated record. Bases 81 to 353 code for a protein of 90 amino acids.